AAUCCUUUCUCACACUUUAUGAAUCUGCAAGGGUGGUCUCAGAUAGACAAAAGAACCUGUUGGCAUGGACAUGCAGGGGGAGGCCUCCAUUCAGAUCCGAAGGAAGCGUUGAAAGAAAUAGAUGGUGGAAGGAUCCUCAAAGCAAUGCUUUCGUAUGUCUGGCCCAAAGACCGGCCUGAUCUUCGUGCCAGAGUUGCCAUAUCGCUAGGAUUUUUAGCAGGUGCAAAGACUAUGAACAUAGUGGUUCCCUUCAUGUUUAAAUAUGCAGUAGACAACCUCAACCAGCUGUCUGGAAAUGUUCUGAACCUGAGUGAUGCACCAAAUACAGUUGCAACCAUGGCAACAGCUGUUCUGAUUGGAUACGGCAUCUCACGAGCGGGUGCUGCUUUAUUUAAUGAAGCCAGAAAUGCCGUCUUUGGAAAAGUAGCCCAAAGUUCCAUCAGGAGGAUAGCAAGAAACGUCUUCCUCCACCUGCAUAACCUGGACUUGGGCUUCCAUCUGAGUCGGCAAACCGGAGCAUUGUCCAAAGCCAUUGAUCGAGGAACCCGAGGCAUCAGCUUUGUGCUCAGUGCACUAGUGUUUAAUCUGGGCCCUACCUUGUUUGAAGUGGCACUCGUGAGUGGAAUUUUGUAUUAUAAAUGUGGUGCACACUUUGCACUCGUAACCUUGGGGACCUUAGGAGCAUACGCAAUGUUCACCAUAGGAAUUACACAGUGGAGAACUAAAUUUAGGAUUGAAAUGAAUAAAGCAGAUAAUGAUGCAGGUAAUGCUGCAAUUGACUCUCUGCUGAAUUAUGAAACUGUGAAGUACUUCAAUAAUGAAAUUUAUGAAGCCCAACGGUAUGAUGGGUUUUUGAAGACCUACGAAAAUGCCUCACUGAAAACUACCUCCACGUUGGCUCUGCUUAAUUUUGGACAGAGUGCUAUAUUCAGCAUCGGAUUAACAGCCGUCAUGGUGCUGGCUAGCAAGGGAAUUCUUGCAGGUAACUUAACUGUUGGUGACCUGGUCAUGGUGAAUGGAUUGCUGUUCCAGCUUUCCUUGCCCCUCAACUUCCUGGGAACGGUAUAUAGAGAGACGAGGCAGGCGCUCAUAGACAUGAACGUAUUGUUUACGCUGCUUAACGUAGACACUAAAAUCAAAGAUAAAGAACUGGCUCCACCCCUGCAGAUCACACCACAGACUGCUACCAUCGUCUUUGAUAACGUGCAUUUUGAAUACCUUGAGGGGCAGAAAGUCCUCAGUGGCGUGUCUUUUGAAGUCCCUGCAGGAAGAAAAGUGGCCAUUGUAGGAGGCAGUGGGUCAGGGAAAAGCACAAUUGUAAGAUUAUUAUUUCGCUUCUAUGAACCUCAGAAGGGAGGGAUUUAUAUCUCUGGCAAGAAUAUACAGAAUGUCAGUUUGGAGAGCCUGCGGAAGGCUUUAGGAGUUGUGCCCCAGGAUGCUGUUCUCUUCCACAAUACCAUCUUCUACAACCUCCAGUAUGGCAAUAUCAAUGCCUCUGCAGAAGACAUCUAUGCUGUGGCAAAGCUAGCAGGAAUUCAUGAUGCUAUUCUCAGAAUGCCCAAUGGGUACAACACACAAGUAGGCGAGCGAGGUCUGAAGCUGUCAGGAGGUGAAAAGCAGAGGAUUGCAAUAGCCAGGGCAAUCUUGAAGAAUCCUCCCAUUAUUCUCUAUGAUGAAGCAACUUCAUCUUUAGAUUCCAUUACAGAAGAGAACAUCUUGAAUGCCAUGAGGGACAUUGUCAGACACAGAACAUCCAUCUUCAUCGCACACAGGUUGUCAACAGUGGUUGAUGCUGAUGAAAUAAUUGUCCUGGAUCAGGGGAAAGUUGCAGAGCGUGGCAAACAUAUCGAUCUGCUUACCAGUCCCAGCAGUCUCUACUAUGAGAUGUGGCACACGCAGAGCAGCCGGAUGAUGAAUAGAAGCACCAGUGAGAGAUGGGAGGAGAGAAACAAUCACAUGUCCAAAGAGGAGGAAAGGAAGAAACUGCAAGAAGAAAUAAUCAACAGUGUGAAGGGCUGUGGGAAUUGCUCCUGCUGAGUCUGAGU
Messenger RNA from Python bivittatus (Burmese python), 2045 nucleotides. The record is from RefSeq and is a predicted model, not a curated record. Lineage: Eukaryota; Metazoa; Chordata; Lepidosauria; Squamata; Pythonidae.